Messenger RNA from Raphanus sativus (radish), 847 nucleotides. Its product is annotated as calmodulin-2. Bases 175 to 624 code for a protein of 149 amino acids. The transcript has 2 exons. NCBI's taxonomy places the organism in Eukaryota, Viridiplantae, Streptophyta, Magnoliopsida, Brassicales, Brassicaceae. The record is from RefSeq and is a predicted model, not a curated record. Gene Ontology annotation, molecular function: calcium ion binding; enzyme regulator activity.
GUUCGGAGUAAAAGUCGUUAAGUAUCCGAUAAAGACGGUCUCUCUCUCGCUCCCUCGUUGAAGCCUUUCUAAUUUCUCUUCUUCUUCCUCCUCCUCCUCUCGAUUCUCGAUUGGAGAUUAAAAUCAGAAAGGUAUCUACGAAAAAAGCAAAAAAAAAGAGAAACAAUCUCAAGAAUGGCGGAUCAGCUCACCGACGAUCAGAUCUCUGAGUUCAAGGAAGCCUUCAGCUUAUUCGACAAGGAUGGUGACGGUUGUAUUACCACCAAGGAGCUUGGAACCGUGAUGCGUUCUCUUGGACAGAACCCAACAGAAGCAGAGCUCCAAGACAUGAUCAACGAAGUUGACGCUGACGGUAACGGAACCAUUGAUUUCCCGGAGUUCUUGAACCUCAUGGCACGUAAGAUGAAGGACACCGACUCCGAGGAAGAGCUCAAGGAAGCGUUCCGGGUCUUUGACAAGGACCAGAACGGUUUCAUCUCAGCUGCUGAGCUCCGUCAUGUGAUGACAAACCUGGGAGAGAAGCUCACCGACGAAGAGGUUGAUGAGAUGAUCAAGGAAGCUGAUGUUGAUGGUGAUGGACAGAUUAACUAUGAGGAGUUUGUCAAGGUCAUGAUGGCUAAGUGAUUAAGGUUUUUGUUACUAAAUACUCUCUUUUAUAUUUUACUAUUAUGUUCUAAAGUUUUUUAUUCAUGGAACUUGGUUCUGUUUUAUGGCUGUUUAAGAUGCAAAUGUUGUCUCUUUUAUGCUCUGUUUUGUGUCCGAACAUUUCAAGUCUUGGUCUUUGUAAGUUUGUAACUUUGGUCUAGUUUCGUGGUGUUUGUUAUUAAUGGUCUCUAGUAAAGCAUUA